ACCGCGCGAUGGACGGACGACACCGAUGAGCCAGCCGCAUCCAUGCUGUCAGGAGUUUAUCGGGAAUAUCGUCUGUAAACGUGGAUAUUGUCUUCUGGCUUUAGGUUAACCGACUCAGAGUUUUUUGAAACACUUUGAACUUCACUGAGGUUCGCACAAAGACUGGAUUGCGGACAGGGAAGACUGCGACUGUUGCGUUGAAGUGAGAGGAUGGGGAGCCGGGGGCACUACCGGUACCACUGGCAGAGCCACAAUGUCAAACACAGCGGUGUGGAUGACAUGGUGCUGCUCAGCAAGAUCAAUGAGGACGCCAUCGUGGACAACCUCAAGAAGAGAUACAUGGAUGACUACAUCUUUACAUACAUUGGUCCCGUGCUUAUCUCCAUCAACCCCUUCAAGCAGAUGCCAUACUUUGGGGAAAAAGAAAUUGAGAUGUAUCAGGGUGCAGCUCAGUAUGAGAACCCUCCUCACAUCUACGCUCUAGCAGAUAACAUGUACAGAAACAUGAUGAUCGACCGUGAGAACCAGUGUGUCAUCAUCAGUGGAGAGAGUGGAGCAGGGAAAACUGUGGCGGCCAAAUAUAUCAUGGGCUACAUCUCCAGAGUGUCAGGGGGUGGACCCAGAGUACAGCACGUCAAAGACAUCAUCCUGCAGUCCAACCCGCUGCUAGAGGCCUUUGGCAACGCCAAGACUGUGAGGAACAACAACUCCAGCAGAUUUGGGAAAUACUUUGAGAUCCAGUUCAGCUCCGGUGGCGAACCAGACGGAGGGAAAAUCUCCAACUUCCUUCUGGAGAAGUCACGUGUCGUCAUGAGGAAUCCUGGAGAAAGGAGUUUCCACAUAUUCUAUCAGCUGAUAGAAGGAGCCAGUGGAGAGCAGAAGAGCAGCCUGGGAAUCACAAGCCUGGAUUACUACACUUACCUCAAUCAGUCUGGUUCCUACAAAGUGGACGACAUCAAUGAUAAGAGUGACUUCCAGGAGACAACGCAUGCCAUGGAUGUGAUUGGCAUCUCAGCGGAAGACCGCGCCAUGGUGCUUCAGAUUGUGGCUGGAGUCCUGCACCUGGGAAAUAUCAGUUUCAGGGAAUCGGGCAACUACGCUGCUGUGGAGAGCGAAGAGUUUUUGGCCUUUCCUGCAUUUCUGCUUGGAAUUGACCAGAACCGUCUGAAGGAGAAACUGACAAGCAGGAAGAUGGACAGCAAGUGGGGAAAUGCAGUGGAGUCUAUUGACGUGACACUAAACGUGGAGCAGGCAUGUUACACUCGAGACGCCCUCUCCAAAGCCCUGCAUUCACGUGUGUUUGACUACCUGGUCGAGUCCAUCAACAAAGCCAUGGUGAAGGCUCAUCAGGAGUUAAAUAUGGGCGUGUUGGACAUUUAUGGAUUUGAAAUUUUCCAAAAAAAUGGAUUUGAACAGUUCUGCAUCAACUUUGUGAAUGAGAAGCUCCAGCAGAUAUUCAUUGAGCUGACUCUAAAGGCAGAACAGGAGGAGUACGUGCAAGAGGGCAUCAAGUGGACUCCUAUUGAGUACUUCAACAACAAGAUUGUCUGCGAUCUCAUCGAGAGCAAAAAUCCCCCUGGCAUCAUGAGCAUCCUGGAUGAUGUGUGUGCCACUAUGCACGCAGUGGGCGAAGGUGCCGACCAGACAAUGCUGCAGAAGCUCCGAGUCCAGAUCAACACCCACGAACACUUCAACAGCUGGAACCAGGGCUUCAUCAUCCACCACUAUGCUGGCAAGGUGUCCUACGACGCGGACGGUUUCUGCGAGAGGAACCGAGACGUCCUUUUUACUGACCUCAUUGAGUUGAUGCAGAGCAGUGAAAUCGCCUUCAUCAGAGCACUGUUUCAAGAAAACCUCAAUGCUGAAAAGAAGGGUCGACCCACAACUGCAGGCAGCAAAAUAAAGAGACAAGCCAAUGAUUUGGUGAGCACACUGAUGAAAUGUACUCCACACUACAUCCGCUGCAUCAAACCUAAUGAGACCAAGAAGCCCAGAGACUGGGAAGAGAGCCGAGUGAAGCAUCAGGUGGAGUAUCUGGGUCUGAAGGAAAACAUCAGGGUGAGGCGUGCUGGCUACGCCUACCGCAGAAUCUUCAGGAAGUUCCUCAACAGGUACGCCAUUCUUACCAAAGAGUCCUGGCCAACGUGGCGAGGAGACGAGAAACAAGGCGUCCUUCAUCUCUUACGGUCUGUCAACAUGGACCAGGAUCAGUUCCAGCUUGGUCGCACCAAGAUCUUCAUUAAAGCCCCUGAGUCGCUCUUUCUGCUGGAAGAGACAAGGGAGCGCAAGUUUGACGGCUACGCCAGGACCAUCCAGAAAGCCUGGAGGAAAUAUGUCGCCUGCAAGAAAUACGUCCAGAUGAGGGAAGAAGCCUCUGACCUGCUGUUGAACCGGAAGGAGAGGCGGCGACACAGCCUCAACAGAAACUUUGUAGGUGACUACCUGGGUAUGGACGACAGGCCUGAGCUUCGAAACUUUCUGGCAAAGAGAGAAAAGAUUGACUUUGCGGACAAAGUCACAAAAUAUGACCGCCGGUUCAAGGGAAUUAAGAGAGACUUGAUCCUGACCCCAAAAUCAGUGUACCUGAUUGGAAGAGAAAAGGUGAAACAGGGACCGGAGAAAGGGCAGGUGACAGAGGUGCUGAAGAGGCGGGUUGAUGUGGAGAAGAUCUUGGCGGUGUCACUGAGCACGAUGCAGGAUGACUUCAUGAUCCUGCACGAGCAGGAGUACGACAGCCUGCUGGAGUGCGUCUUUAAGACAGAGUUCAUCAGCUUACUGGCUCGUAGGUUUGAGGAGAAAACUCAGAGGAAGCUACCACUCAAGUUUAGUAACACACUGGAGAUGAAGUUGAAGAAGGAGAACUGGGGCUUCUUGAGUGGAGGCGGCUCCCGGCAGGUCAUGUUUGUCCAGGGUCAGGGAGACUUGCCUGUACUGAAGCCUUCGAGCAAAUCCCUGCAGGUCAGCGUCGGCCCCGGGCUUCCCAAGAAUACACGCCCCACCAGGAAGAACAUUACUCAGGGUCGCUCCAGCGCAUCCAGAACCCACCAGAACAUCCCAUCACGGGCUGCACCUGGACCUCCAGUUGCUCACCAGAAUGGUGGCCUGAAAAACUCCAAUCACGUAGCCAAUCAGAGAAACUCACAGCAUCACAACCAGAGGCAUCCCUCAUCCAGCAACUCAACGCGCCCCUUCCUGCCCAGCAACAUCAACCAGCUGAAGGAGCGAGGCGGCAGCCGGCCGCAGCCAAACCUGGACUGUCUGAAAGUGCCUGAACAAGGAGCUGCAGGUCAUGGAGACAGACGGCCAGCUUCAAAUGGAGGAAUAGCCCACAGACCAUCGGCCAGCAGGCCUCCGCCGGGAGGAGGACGACCCAAACCUGCACCCAAACCCAAACCCCAGGUGCCCCAGUGCAAAGCUUUGUACGCCUACGACGCUCAGGACACAGACGAGCUCAGCUUCAAUGCUGAUGACAUUAUCGACAUCAUCAAAGAGGAUGCAUCCGGAUGGUGGACAGGACGACUUCGUGGAAAGCAGGGACUUUUCCCCAACAACUAUGUCACCAAGAUCUAGGAGCUGCCGGUUCACAGCACGAGGAGGAGAGCCUCCUGCGUCACCGCGGACCCUCUCAGAGGACAGGAUGGAGCUUACAGUCGGAGAGAGAAGCACUGUGAGAUUUCCCGAGGAGAGAAACUCACACUUCCCCCACCUCUGCCUUGUGGUAAAUGAAUGUAACUCUCGGUUACACCACCAAACCAAAAGGCCGUCAGGUUUGAAAUGAGGCUCUGCUUUAAAGACAAGAAGACUGUUUGACUCCGGGGUCUGUUUUCCUCCACAGUCCCUUUGAGUACUGAACAAAACUAUUUAUUGUAUUUAUAGCUUUCUGUGUUCUCCUCACUGUCAUUUAUAUCUUGCUGAGGAUUUGCGCUCAAACAUUUUGAAGCGUUGGAAUGAAGUAUGCUUAAUCUGUGGGACCAGGCUGUGAUUUUUAUUUUCAACAUGUCGUCUUUGGAUGAAGGUUUGAUUGCUGAAGCAAAGGUGGUUGUCUCAGUGUCAAAACUGUAGAGACUGCUGUUUUACCAGGUAUAUUUAUUUUGGUGCAAAACUGUAACUACUUCUCGGGAACGUACAUUCAGUAAAUCACCACACUGUGAUUAUUGUAAUGAUUUUAAAUACCAAAGCAAUGUAAAUUUUCACGUAAGACAACACGGCAAAGUGGUGAAUCACCUGGAAAACCACCUUCAUCUUUGUUUUUUGUUUUUUUUGUUGUUGUUUUUGUUUUUCUAUCACACCAGUAUAUGUUAGACACAGAGUAGAGGCCGUGUAUACUGUAACCUGAGCAUGCUGUCUGUGGUGUAUUAGCACUUUAUUGGUAUAGGUACUACCUUGGAUACAGACAUCGUCACUCGUUCAUGCCACAGCCAGUAAGUCACGUCUAUGAAGGACAGAUUGCCAAGCUAGCAAUAAGCCUAGUUACUGAGGAGAAUAAGUUGUUUACAUGAAAUGAUAAAAAACAGGCAUUUUAGAUCUGAUUCUGUAUAUGUGUUCAUAUUUAGGAGUACGCCUGUUGUUGGUUAGAUUUUUAAAUUAAAUUUUUUUGUAUUUUAUCUGAAGGAUCUUAGUAUUCUAUUUUUUUCUGCUUUUGAUACUCACAGGGCUGCUUUAUUUCUAGUUCAGUUACAAAUAGAUAAAAAUGGUUAUCACACACUAGGGUUAAUGGAUUUUUGUCUUGUCAAGUGCAAAAGUUGUUUUAGGUGAAAGAAUUUUGUUACCAUUUUUCUGUGGCACUACAAAGAAUUCCUUUUGCUUCUGCUCGACUGUUUCUGCACAUCUCUUGCACUGCUGUUGCAUUACUUACACAUUCCUGAGUAAUUUGUUAUUUCAUUAAAUAACCACAUUAUGCUCUAGUCAGUAAACAUUGCUGGGACUUCUGUCAUAGAUCUUCUGCAUCAUCAAAUAUAGUUUGAUCUUGGAUGGUUGAAAACAUCCUUGUGCAAUACAAGACAGUAGAUGAGUCUUUUAAUAAAGCAUGUAAUAUUGUAUAUUUAACUGCUUUUUUGUUUUAUUAAAGAGA
Molecule: messenger RNA, 5071 nt
Organism: Seriola dumerili (greater amberjack)
Lineage: Eukaryota; Metazoa; Chordata; Actinopteri; Carangiformes; Carangidae
Gene: myo1ea
Product: myosin IE
Exons: 29
Coding region: 211-3570 (1119 amino acids)
Biological process (GO): actin filament organization; vesicle transport along actin filament
Cellular component (GO): actin cytoskeleton; plasma membrane; cytoplasm
Molecular function (GO): actin filament binding; microfilament motor activity; ATP binding
Source: RefSeq, a predicted model, not a curated record